Molecule: messenger RNA, 258 nt
Organism: Trichoderma gamsii
Lineage: Eukaryota; Fungi; Ascomycota; Sordariomycetes; Hypocreales; Hypocreaceae
Exons: 1
Coding region: 1-258 (85 amino acids)
Source: RefSeq, a predicted model, not a curated record
AUGGCGCAAGGCUCAAUCAAAAAGUCCAACAAGGCCGCCGCGCCAAAGGCCAUCCACUCGAAGCGCCAGGCAUCCAAGGUCACCAAGCCCAAGAAAGCAAAGAGCGCCGACAAGCUCCUCAAGAAAUUCACAUCAGGCAUGGUGGGAAAGACGGAGGCGCUGCUGGGCGAGAGGGCGGGACAUCUCGAGCUGAUUGGGCCGGGGAAGAAGGGCAGCAAGAAAUUGUCGCAGAAGGGAGGAUCCAAGAAGUUUGGCUAA